GGGGGUGGGGACCGGGAGGAAAAGUUUCUUCCAGCCAGGACCAGCCUGGCGCUGCCCCAGCACGCUGUCAGGGGCAGCCGGGGCCGCCUCGAGGUCCGACACGGCGCUCGGGGCUAGGCUGAAGGAGCCGGCUGCGGGUUCGGCCCACGAUAGGGCGCCGGGACCGCCGGGUCGGGCCGGAGCGACACCCACUCCUACCUGUCAGAGAGCUCUCGAGUGGGACCCCGAAGGAGUCGCACCCGCAGGCAAGGGGCGGGGGCUCGGUGACUUGGCCGCCUCCCCACCCACGCCCCCCGGGCUCUGGCACCCGCUGCUGCCCCGAAGGCGACCACUCUCCCCGGUGUUGGCCCAGCGCACCGAGGGCAGGCAGGCAGGCAGGCACCCAGGCCGGUAGCUACCCACCCCACCGCCCACCCGGCGCCCGGGCUUUCUGCUCCUGGCCACUUCUCCCCGGCAACUUUCCGUGCUUUGUUCUUGGCUGGGAAUCCUUCGCGGAAGCGCCUCUGUCAGGGUCUCCGCCAGGCGGCAAGAGCUCCUCGCAGAACUGUGUUGCCUCCUCGUCUGCCCAUCAAUUAUGGAUGGGAACAAAUAAGGAAGAGUCAAUUUUGCAUGAGCCCCUGCUCUGGCGGCGAGACGCGUCGGCUGCGCUGGCCGGGGCAUGGCGAACGGGAAGGUAGCCAAGUGGGAUUUCUGAGAAGGGACUGCUCUUCCUGCACCUGGCCCACCAUGAGGUUCUUCCUACAUUGUGCCUAUAUGUUGCUGCUAACGGUAUCACCACUGAGGGCAGUCAGCUUUCCUGAAGAUGAUGAACCCCUAAACACUGUUGACUAUCACUAUUCAAGGCAAUAUCCGGUUUUUAGAGGACGCCCUUCAGGCAAUGAAUCGCAGCACAGGCUGGACUUUCAGCUGAUGUUGAAAAUUCGAGACACACUUUAUAUUGCUGGCAGGGAUCAAGUUUAUACAGUAAACUUAAAUGAAAUCCCCAAAACAGAAGUAAUACCAAGCAAGAAGCUGACAUGGCGGUCAAGACAACAGGAUCGAGAAAACUGUGCUAUGAAAGGCAAACACAAAGAUGAAUGUCACAACUUUAUCAAAGUAUUUGUUCCAAGAAAUGAUGAGAUGGUUUUUGUUUGUGGUACCAAUGCAUUCAAUCCCAUGUGUCGAUACUAUAGGUUGAAUACCUUAGAGUAUGAUGGGGAAGAAAUCAGUGGGCUGGCAAGAUGCCCAUUUGAUGCCAAACAAACCAAUGUUGCCCUUUUUGCUGAUGGGAAGCUAUAUUCUGCCACAGUGGCUGACUUCUUGGCCAGUGAUGCUGUUAUUUAUCGAAGCAUGGGUGAUGGAUCUGCCCUUCGCACAAUAAAAUACGAUUCCAAAUGGAUAAAAGAACCACACUUUCUUCAUGCUAUAGAAUAUGGAAACUAUGUCUAUUUUUUCUUUCGAGAAAUUGCUGUGGAACAUAAUAAUUUAGGCAAGGCUGUGUAUUCCCGUGUAGCCCGCAUAUGUAAAAAUGACAUGGGUGGCUCUCAGCGGGUCCUGGAGAAACACUGGACCUCAUUUCUGAAGGCUCGGCUUAACUGUUCCGUCCCUGGGGAUUCAUUCUUCUACUUUGAUGUUCUGCAGUCCAUUACAGACAUAAUACAGAUCAACGGCAUUCCCACUGUGGUUGGCGUGUUCACUACCCAGCUCAACAGCAUUCCUGGGUCAGCAGUCUGUGCGUUUAGCAUGGAUGACAUAGAAAAAGUAUUCAAAGGACGAUUCAAAGAACAGAAGACUCCAGAUUCUGUUUGGACCGCAGUCCCUGAAGACAAAGUACCAAAGCCCAGGCCUGGCUGUUGUGCAAAACAUGGCCUUGCUGAAGAAUACAAAACCUCCAUCGACUUCCCGGAUGAGACACUGGCCUUCAUCAAAUCCCACCCCCUGAUGGACUCAGCUGUCCCACCCAUUGCUGAUGAGCCUUGGUUCACAAAGACGCGGGUCAGGUACAGAUUGACAGCCAUCGCCAUUGACCACUCCGCUGGGCCCUACCAAAACUACACAGUCAUCUUCGUUGGCUCUGAAGCUGGCAUUGUGCUUAAAGUUCUGGCAAAAACCAGCCCCUCCUCUUUGAAUGACAGCGUAUUACUAGAGGAGAUUGAAGCUUACAACCAUGCAAAGUGUAAUGCUGAGAAUGAGGAAGACAAAAAGGUCAUCUCAUUACAGUUGGACAAAGAUCACCACGCUUUGUACGUGGCAUUCUCCAGCUGUGUGAUCCGCAUCCCCCUCAGCCGCUGUGAGCGUUAUGGCUCAUGCAAAAAGUCUUGCAUCGCAUCUCGUGACCCCUACUGUGGCUGGUUAAGCCAGGGAACCUGUGGGAGGGUGACCCCUGGGAUGCUGCUCUUAACAGAAGACUUCUUUGCUUUCCAUAACCACAGCACUGGAGGAUAUGAACAGGAUGCAGAAUACGGCAACACAGCCCAUCUAGGGGACUGCCACGAAAUUUUGCCUACUUCAACUACACCAGAUUACAAAAUAUUUGGCGGUCCAACAUCUGACAUCGAGGUAUUUUCAUCUUCUGUUACCGCAAUGGCAAAUAUCCCAGAGAUUACACCUAAAGUGAGUGAUACAUGGAGACCUAAACUGACGAGCUCCCGGAAAUUUAUAGUCCAAGAUGACCCAAACACUUCUGAUUUUACUGAUCCUUUAUCAGGUAUCCCAAAGGGUGUUCGUUGGGAAGUGCAAUCUGGAGAGUCAAACCAGAUGGUCCACAUGAACGUCCUCAUCACCUGUGUCUUUGCCGCUUUUGUUUUGGGUGCAUUUAUUGCAGGUGUGGCAGUCUACUGCUACCGUGACAUGUAUGUUCGGAAAAACAGGAAGAUCCAUAAAGAUGCAGAAUCUGCCCAGUCAUGCACAGACUCCAGUGGAAGUUUUGCUAAGCUGAAUGGCCUCUUUGACAGCCCGGUCAAGGAAUAUCAGCAGAAUAUUGAUUCUCCUAAACUUUACAGUAACCUGCUGACCAGCCGGAAAGAGCUGCCACCCAACGGAGAUACUAAAUCCAUGGUGAUGGACCAUCGUGGCCAACCUCCUGAGCUGGCUGCUUUGCCAACGCCAGAGUCCACACCUGUGCUUCACCAGAAGACCUUGCAGGCCAUAAAGAGCCACUCUGAAAAGGCCCAUGGCCAUGGAGUGUCAAGGAAAGAAGCACCCCAGUUUUUCCCUUCUAGUCCUCCUCCCCAUUCCCCAUUAAGUCACGGGCAUAUCCCAAGUGCCAUUGUUCUCCCGAAUGCAACCCAUGACUACAACACAUCGUUCUCAAACUCCAAUGCUCACAAAGCUGAAAAGAAGCUCCAGCACGUGGAUCACCCACUCAGCAAGUCCUCCAGUAAGCGAGAUCACCGACGCUCAGUGGAUUCCAGGAAUACGCUCAAUGAUCUCCUCAAGCAUCUUAGUGACCCAAAUAGCAACCCCAAAGCCAUCAUGGGAGACAUCCAAAUGGCCCACCAGACCCUCAUGCUGGAUCCUGUGGGACCUAUGACAGAGCUUCCUCCGAAGGUCCCUAACCGGGAGGCAUCCCUGUACUCCCCUCCUUCCACUCUCCCCAGAAAUAGCCCCACCAAGAGGGUGGAUGUCCCCACCACUCCCGGUGUCCCAAUGACUUCUCUGGAAAGACAAAGAGGUUAUCACAAAAACUCCUCCCAGAGGCACUCUAUAUCUGCUAUGCCUAAAAACUUAAACUCACCAAAUGGUGUUUUGUUAUCAAGACAGCCUAGUAUGAACCGUGGAGGCUACAUGGCCACCCCCACGGGAGCAAAGGUGGACUAUAUUCAGGGGACACCAGUGAGUGUGCACCUGCAGCCUUCUCUCUCCAGACAGAGCAGCUACACCAGUACUGGCACUCUUCCCAGGACGGGACUAAAGAGGACACCGUCCUUAAAACCUGAUGUGCCACCAAAGCCUUCCUUUGUUCCUCAAACCACAUCUGUCAGACCACUGAACAAAUACACAUACUAAGCCUCAAGUGUGCUCUUCUUGUGUGGCUUUAUCCUGUCCAUGUUGUUGAGAGCAUGAUGUUGUAAGGGUACCUUAAGACAAGAGACUCGCUUGUACUUUAAGAGAACCAAGUGGCCAAAGAGACUCCUCCUCACUUUGGCAGCAUCAGAACUCGCCACAUGUAGCUACUGCAGCAAGGCUUCUGUGUCCUUGCCCGAAAACAAAGGAAGGUGCUGGUCAUUCCAUUUCUUUUGUUUGAAGCUAAAGAGAUGUGUAGUUCUCAGGAACUACCUUUGCGGUAUAAAGACCUGAUUCACUACUCAGAAGAAUCUGUGAACAAAUACUUGAAAAUGGGUUCAAUUUAGACUGCCAUUCUGUGUGGUCUUCCCAUUAAAUGUGAACAUUUUAAUAUGUAUGCAUUCACCUUGCCUCUUGCACAAAUGUCAAAAUGAAAAAAAGAUGGUUAUGUCUGAAAGAAAUGAACUUGUAGAUUUCCAUACAGAUUGCUAAAACUUCAGUCUUUGACCCAAACUGUAGCAUUUUUUUUUCCCAUGGGUGGCUUUUUUUCCCAUGCCACCAACAGUGUUGUGUGUCUGCAUGUGAGUGUGUGCGUGUAUGUGUGUGUGUGUUUGCGUGUGUGUGUGUGUGUUCUGGGUGCACUAGAAUUUGUGUAGGUGCCCAUUGCAUCCUUUUGUGCUAUGGCGUUGUUUACAUUGAGCACGACUCAACAAGAGACAAUAACUUUUCCCUCAGCAGUCCGUUGGGUUCAGCUUUGAGAAAAGAGUAAAAUCAAGGCUCGCUUGACCGUCAGAAUGAUCAGCUUGACCUAUGUGGUACCCAAUGCCAGAAUGUAAGAGUUCCAAGUAAUUUUGUGCUGCUAUUCGUGAAAAUGUCUAUUCCAGUUUUGCCAGCUUAAGGAGAUAGAGCUAUUAAGAGCUAUCCUUGAAUAUCCACAAGUAUUCAGUAGUGAAAUUUACCUGUCCACUGUGAAUCAAAGCCUGAGUCACAUUCUAUAAGCUUGGACACUAGUAAGAGUUUAUUUUGACUGUGUUCAUUUUUUCCCUCACGUAGGAAAAUUGCUCCUCCUUUAACUCCUUCUGCCCUCCCAAGGUAGACAAAUGAAACAGAAAACAAAAGAAAGGCAAAUUAAGGGAAUUGUAAUUGGCCCAACAGAAAUAGUCUGUGAAAACCCAACAAUGGUGCAAUCAUAUUGUCUGUGUUGUGUUUCAUGAGAAUUUUGCCCUGAGUCAUGCAGGUAAUGACAAAUAUACUGUAAAUACCACAUGUGAGUUUACCUGAAUCUGUGCAUUUUGUGCCUUAUUCAUGAGAAUGAUAGAAGUACUAAAAUAUGUCACGUGUUUUCAAUAGAGCACAUCAUUUACAGAGUGCCAGCGGUAAAUGUUUUUCAACCAGCACCUGAAAAGACUUACAAAAAAAAAAUCCUAAAAACAACCUAGAACAAUUCCAUAUUAAACAGUCCACCUGAAGAGCAGCAUUACAUUUUUUGUCAUGAUCAACAUUCCAUUCCCGCUGUCCUGAGGUUGACGCUGGGAUAAUGUGAAGUCAAAUGGGGUUUCCAGGGGAAUGUGACAGCAGUGGAAGCCAGAGAGGCAGCCAUAUAUAGCUUGGCAGAAACCACUCCUAGUUGAUGAUGUGCACCCCGCCAUUUCAAUUAAUAUGCUGCAUACCACACACAAUUGUUGAUUGAACCUCAUCUACAAAGCACCAAGGCAGACGAAUGCUCCUUAGAUGAUAUGUUCAGCUGAUGUCUUGUGCUAACGCUGAUGGUAUAUAUUACUUGGGGGAGGACGGGUGGCUGAAGACCAGAUCAUUUUUAUAUAGAUUGUAGAAUACUGAAGCAGUUACUCUUUUCCUUUGAGAGUGUUGUUUUAUAAAGAACACGAUUUCCUGUGAAAUCUCUGGAAGCUCAAAAGCUAAAACUUUCAUUCUUGAAACAUUUCAGCUUUGCAACUAAAAUAUUACAGAUUAAUAAUAAAUUAAACCAACCAAUGGUAAACACUUCUCAGUCCGCCAACAAACGUGUUUGAAUUUAUCUUACCAAUAUUAAUCCCAGCGUGUGUAAAACAGAACAGUAACUCUGUGUGACCCCAAUAACAUUUUGUAACAUUGUGCUGCCUUGUAGUUUGUAAUGUGAGUUCUAUCAGUAUUUAUGUUGAAUUUUCUAACAUUAAAUCUAGUCUCUAUCCUGUUAAUUUAAUUUUAAAUGCUUUAUCCAUUUGUGCAAAGGUAAAACACAGAUUGUAUCUUUUUUAAUGGUACGGCAUAAAAAGUAACCCUAAAGUGAAGUGACUCUAUACUGUUUUAUAGAGUACUUUAACAUGUAUAGAUAUCUUGUAAACUUGUAUUGUGGAUGUGUAAAUAAUAUGUACUUGGGGUUUUUAACACCGCAUGUAAAAUCAAAAUAAAAUAUACAAAUCCUGA
This is a messenger RNA of Ochotona princeps (American pika), 6408 nucleotides long. RefSeq names its product semaphorin 6D (gene SEMA6D). The record is from RefSeq and is a predicted model, not a curated record. Gene Ontology annotation, biological process: axon guidance; negative chemotaxis; negative regulation of axon extension involved in axon guidance. The transcript has 19 exons. Gene Ontology annotation, molecular function: semaphorin receptor binding; chemorepellent activity. The coding region runs from base 610 to 3987 and encodes 1125 amino acids. NCBI's taxonomy places the organism in Eukaryota, Metazoa, Chordata, Mammalia, Lagomorpha, Ochotonidae.